UUUCCAGUUUGGUUACUUAUCAGAACUUUUCUCUAUUUUCAGAAUUUAAAAAAAAUCUUUCAUUAAAAAAAAACAUGUUUGUGUGAAUAUAUUAAAAUUUUCUUUCAUACUUAGGGAUUCUUUUGGUUCAAAAAGUCAUCUCUUCCAUUAGAUCAGAGACAUUUAUUCUUCCUCUGGUACUUCUUUGGAUAUUAUUUCUACCCCUCUCCAUUCUUUCUGUCAUUCUGGAAUACCUGUUAUAGUGAUUUUAUUUCUUGUAUUUUACUUCAUUAUUCUUCUUAUAAUUGUUAUGUUUUCAUAAUUUUUCCCAGUAACUUGGGUGUAAUUUUUCAAAUUUGUAUUCUAAUUGACUCAGUUUUCUUAAGUUUCUGGCAUUUUGCUCCACAAGGUUUAACUUCAAUAAUCAUGGCUUUGUUUUGUCCCCCAGGUGGUCUUUUCUGGCCCAACACUGUCAUUUUCAUGAGUACUUAUUCAAAAUUCUAUAUUAUUAUUAUUAAGAUGGAGUCUCCUUCUGUCACCCAGGGUAGAAUGCAGCAGUGCAGUCUUGGCUCACUGCAACCUCUGCCUCCCGAGUUCAUGCGAUUCUCGUGCCUCAGCCUCCCAAGUAGCUGAGAUUACAGCCGUGUGCCAUCACGGCCAGCUAAUUUUUGUAUUUUUAGUAGAGAGGGGGUUUCAGCAUGUUGGCCAGGCUGUUCUCAAACUCCUGGCCUCAAGUGAUCCUCCCGCCUUGGCCUCCCAAAGUGCUGGGAUUACAGGCAUGAGCCACCGUGCCUGGCCUCGAUAUUCAAUAUUUUAUAGGGCUUUGUUGAAAGUAAGUAAUAAAGACAAUUUAAUGUCUUUCAACUUCCUUUCAGACUCUUGUUUUUGAAAAGGGAAACAAUUGAUUUGAUAUCUUGAAUUUCAUCUCAUUAACCUAAAGUGUUUUGUCUUCAUAUCUCCCAUAACCUUUUCUGUUUACUUAUGGGCUGGCUUGCCUUGGAAUGACAGUAAGAGAGUUUCUAUUUUUUACUUUACUUUUUUUUUCUUUUUUGUUGAGACUGAGUCUCACUCUGUCACCCAGGCUGGAGUGCAGUGGCACAAUCACAGCUCAAUGUAGCCUCAACCUCCUGAGCUCUGGUGAUCCUCCCACCUCAGCCUCCUGAGUAGCUAGGACAACAGGCAUAUGCCACCACACCUAGAUAGUUUUUCCAUUUUUUGUAGAGAUGGGGUUUCGCCACCUUGCUGAGGCUGGUCUCAAACUCCUAGGCUCAAGUGAUCCACCUGCCUCGGGCUCCCAAAGUGCUGGGAUUACAGGCGUGAGCCACCACGCCUGGCCUACAGUGAAAGAGUUUCUAGUUGAGAUGAUCUGUCUUUUCAUCAUUGGUUCUUUUAUUAUUUUUUAAACUUACAUUUGUUUUUCUGAAACCGAGCUAAAAACUGUAGACAUUGCUUCAUUUAAUGUUUAGCAUUUCUGAGAAAUCUUAGAUCAGUUUGAUUAUAAUUCUUGUAUAAGAAUGGUGUUUUUUCCUUCAUAGAUUCUCUGGAAUUUUAAACGUAACUUUGAAGUUCAAAUUAUUCACCAAGACCUGACUAACAUUUAGCCUCUUUUAAAUAAGUUGUCUGCUGCUUGAAAAUGUAUUGUGAGUAAAGAUGGAGGGUAAUUAUAGAUAUACCACCUAGUCUUCUUGAUCCGAGGCCUACAGCUUUUGAUCCCUUCUCUAUCCCAUUCUAUCAACAAUGUCAGAGUGAUCCUUCUAAGUAGCAUUAUGACAAUGUCACUCUGCAGCUUCAAAUAUUCAGGUGAAUCUCCUCAUCUAUAAAAUAAAGUCCAAAAUUCUCAGCAUGUAAUAUAAGUCUAUUAAUGUAAUAUAUCCAAAACACUGACCAUAUCUUUGUUUAUCUUUUACUUUGUGUCAGUUCUGGUUUUUACUGUUCCUAAUAAAGUUUUUAAUUUUUAUUAUUAAUUUUUUUACCAUAGUUUGCUAACCAUAUUCAUUUCUUUUUUUAUUUAUCCCAGCCUCUCAAUUUCAUUUUCCAGCUUAAUAUCACCAUUUCUCCACUAGACUUCAAUAUUGUAGAUUACGAAUACAAUAAGAAGAGCCUCUAGAUAACCAACUGCAAAUUAGAAACCAGUAAUACAAAAUUGGGAUUCAGUUGUGUCUAGGAAAUCUCCUAAACAUCUUAAUGCUAAUGAUAUUGGUUCUCGUGCUUAUCUUUGUCUGUCUUCACUGUGAUUUUGCAGAAAUGCCAAUUCUAAUUCUCCUAAAAAUUAAUGAGUUAGUCAUCAGAUAAGGCAUGACAGUCCAACAAAGCAUGAUUUAGUAAAAAUCUGAAGGGUUUUGUAAUCCAAUGGAUGUGGUUUGGAUUCAAGAUCUGCCAUGUGAUUUGUGUUUCUUAAAUUAUCUGGGAUCAGCUUCCUCAUGUAUAAACCAGAGAUAUAAAAGAACAAAAACAUGCAUAUGUAAAUGGUCCUCAAUACAUGCUAACCUUUCACCCUCCUCUCAAAUUCUAGCCAGUAAAGAAAGGUUCAUGAAGAGUAGAAAACAUAUUAUAUGCAUUCUUCAUGAUAGUUAUAAAUAUAUUUCUAAAGUUUUGAUAAAUUUAAAUGUAUGUGUUCUUUUACGAGAUUAUAAACACUCGGUGUGUUUCAUAAGCUUAAGUGUUUUCAGAAACAUCACUUUCUCCCAAAAUGUAUCCUUUGAUGGACCCUUCAGAAACUUGUGAUUCUGACUUUGCAUGCCCUUUCUGAAUAACUUAAUGUGUGAACAGAAAUAUCAGCUCCUGUAGAAGCUGAUUCAGGCCCAUCUCAGAGAUUAGGCUCUGGCUACUAUUUAUUGUGUUUUAUUCUUAGACAACCCAAGGCACUUCCUCUGCCUGAGGUGCUGACCUUGCCUCUUUCCCUGACAGUAAGAAGGAGUCUGAAAAACAAAUUGAGAAUCUGACUUCCAAUCAAUAAUCUUUCUCCAUGACCACAGUUGGGGACUUCCGCCCAUACUUAUGGCUACAGGAAACUGGACAAGAAUAAGUGAGUUUAUCCUCAUGAGCUUCUCUUCCCUGCCUCCUGAAAUACAGUCAUUACUCUUUCUGACAUUUCUAACCAUCUACCUGGUCACCCUGAUGGGAAACUGCCUCAUCAUUCUGGUUACCCUAGCUGACCCCAUGCUACACAGCCCCAUGUACUUCUUCCUCAGAAACUUAUCUUUCCUGGAGAUUGGCUUCAACCUAGUCAUUGUGCCCAAAAUGCUGGGGACCCUGCUUGCCCAGGACACAACCAUCUCCUUCCUUGGCUGUGCCACUCAGAUGUAUUUCUUCUUCUUCUUUGGAGUUGCUGAAUGCUUCCUCCUGGCUACCGUGGCAUAUGACCGCUAUGUGGCCAUCUGCAGUCCCUUGCACUACCCAGUCAUCAUGAACCAAAGGACACGGGCCAAACUGGCUGCUGCCUCCUGGUUCCCAGGCUUUCCUGUAGCUACUGUGCAGACCACAUGGCUCUUCAGUUUUCCAUUCUGUCGCACCAACAAGGUGAACCACUUCUUCUGUGACAGCCCACCUGUGCUGAGGCUGGUCUGUGCAGACACAGCACUGUUUGAGAUCUACGCCAUCGUCGGAACCAUUCUGGUGGUCAUGAUCCCCUGCUUGCUGAUCUUGUGUUCCUAUACUCGCAUUGCUGCUGCCAUCCUCAAGAUCCCAUCAGCUAAAGGGAAGAAUAAAGCCUUUUCUACACGUUCCUCACACCUCCUUGUUGUCUCUCUUUUCUAUAUAUCAUUAAGCCUCACAUAUUUUCGGCCUAAAUCAAAUAAUUCUCCUGAGGGCAAGAAGCUGCUAUCGUUGUCCUACACUGUUAUGACUCCCAUGUUGAACCCCAUUAUCUACAGCCUGAGAAAUAAUGAGGUGAAGAAUGCCCUCAGCAGGACGGUCUCUAAGGCCCUAGCCCUCAGAAACUGUAUCCCAUAG
Pan troglodytes (chimpanzee) is the source of this 3930-nucleotide messenger RNA. Its product is annotated as olfactory receptor 10A2. The record is from RefSeq and is a predicted model, not a curated record. NCBI's taxonomy places the organism in Eukaryota, Metazoa, Chordata, Mammalia, Primates, Hominidae. Gene Ontology annotation, molecular function: olfactory receptor activity; G protein-coupled receptor activity. Gene Ontology annotation, cellular component: membrane. The transcript has a single exon. The coding region runs from base 2977 to 3930 and encodes 317 amino acids. Gene Ontology annotation, biological process: G protein-coupled receptor signaling pathway.